Molecule: messenger RNA, 3149 nt
Organism: Pocillopora meandrina
Lineage: Eukaryota; Metazoa; Cnidaria; Anthozoa; Scleractinia; Pocilloporidae
Source: the annotation of a GenBank genome assembly
AUGUUGUUAUACUCCUUCAUCUGGAUUUUAAUUCAGCCCAGUGCGUCCUGUAAUUUAUCAAAAUGCACUGAAACAUCUUCGGUCCAAAGAUACCGUUUGGAGGGACAUGUACUAAUUGAACGACGCGCUGAGACUAUGCUAGAAUGCGCGCAGUUCUGCAACCAAACCCAAGAGUGCUUGAGCGUUAACUACAAGUUGCUGGGUCAAAUCUGCGAGCUGAAUAGAGCAGAUGUCCACAUUGCUCCUCACAACUACCUCCCAGCCAGAGGUUACGUUUACCUUGAUAAUCCUUGGCCCAAAGUCAAAAUGGUAGGAGCUAGUACUUUACUUCUUCGAUUACCAAAUAAAAAGAAAAAAAUAAACGCGAACAAAAUAGAUUCAAUCUGCAAACGUUUAUCUUAACCGUUUAGCGGUAAAUUUCAGUGCAUAACUUUAAAGGUGUAGUUUUUAAGCCAAUCCCGUAAUCGAAAUACUAGUUUACCCGCCAACGUUGUAGCAUUACUCAAUCCUCUUUUCCAUAGUUAAAGAUUUUCUACUGGCGUUUAGUGCUAGGUUACGCUCGACACUCCUCUCCUUUUACGAAAUUUCGAAACGGCCUAUUCUGUCACGUGUUUUCUUUAGCAAUCCAUGCUGUCUUGCCUCAGAAAUUUGGGGCGAAGGGGGUAGAAAUAUUAUUACCCGGUAAAUACAUAUGUAACUUAUAUCUUUGCUGUUUGUCCUUUCAAUUGAUGAUUUCAGAAAUCUUGCGCCAGUAUUAAGGAUAUUGUCUCUAACGCGGAGUCAGGCUACUAUUGGAUUGAACUCUGGCAAGAGAAGAAGGAAGUUUUCUGUGACAUGAUUAAUUUUGGUAUGAACCCAACAGUUCACAAAUUAAUUUUAAAAAUAAUUAAAAAGUUUUCCUCGACUAGAGCUUUUUCACUUUCCUUAUGAUUUCCAGAUGUUCUCGAAAAGUCUGUAAUUCGUAACUAUUGUAUUUCUCUUCACAACCGUUGCUAUUCCUAUUCAUUACUAUUACCAUGGUCGCGAAAGUGGCUGAUUGGUCUUCAUUCCUAUCACUGGGGUAAAUUUAAUAUGCGAAACACGGACAUCGCACGACUUUUAAGACAUUCACAUGAAUAUAACACAAAGUUUGCACAAAGUUUAAACAGGUAUUACGUGCUCAUCAUAGAAUGACGCUCGUAUGAAGUUUUGUUCCCCAAAAUAUUAUGUACUCUUUACUGCUCAAGAGUUUGGUUUGUUUCAUUUCUGUUCGACUUUAUUGUGAGGUGGAGGUUGGACACUUGUCGCAAGUAUCUCGUCUUCAAACAAUAACCAUCUGCUAAGGACGGAAGUAAACUGCCUUCUCCCAAACCGAUGCGUCGAGAACGUUUCCUCAGAUAUACCAACCAGAAAAAUGUCUGAUAAAGACAUCCAUGCUAUUGCAACUACUGAAGGUAAGAUAAACGAACAAAAGCAAGGAGCUUUACAGUUUUACGAAACCAAGAUCUUUACAAGCAUCUGCUCUUUUCUACUAUUCUUUUUGAUUUCAAUGGUGAAAUUAUUUUCUUUUCAUAAAUUCUCUCUUACCAGGGACAUUUCGAGUUGAUCAGGUAUCGAAUGGUUUCACAGCCUUCUUUAAGGUAAAAUUAUUAUUUUUUGGUUUCUAACGAUCCAUCGUCAACUUCCAACAACAGAAAGGGUUAAGUUUGACUCCAGCUGCCCGGGUACAAGUCCUGCUGCAUCAUCAGUUCACUGAGUUUUGCCGUAAGUUAAAAUGUCUCUCCACCUAGGACUGAUGAAGGCAUGGGUACUAAGUCAAACUGUCGGGAUACUCCUUGACACGUGAUGCUAUUGAAGCAUUUUCAAAUGCUUAAUUACAAAUUCCUUGUUGUUACAGAUACCUAUUGGAGCGCAUCUGUUUAACUCUGAAUGCUUCGGAGCAAGGUACUUGUAUAAUGGUGUCAAUUAUACGAUUCGAAGAAAAUCCCCUUUAAAACAAAAUGCGUACGAAAAUAAGAUUAUAAAUGCUUGAGCAACAUGUUAGUUUAAGGAGAAUUUUGAACGAGAAUUACGAACGAAGAAAUGAAUCGAUAUAAUAGGCAGGUGAAGUAAACUGAUAUCAUUCCCGGACAUUAAAAAGAAGGAGAAAAAACGCAAUAAUCAAGCAUUACCUUUAAAAAUGUUCACCCAGCUUUAGGAGAAUAUAGAAUUGGUAUGGUGCGAGUACUAGCCGUGAGAUUAUAAAAGUGAGUUUGUUUUGUUUCACAAUACAGCAUUAUUUUGCUUGUUUGUUUGUUUAUCUUCUCAUGCCAUUAGCGCUAUGGCCGAUAACCUCCUUGCAUAGAACAAUCCUAUACCAACCAGAACCCUGGUACCUCUCUUAAAUGCAACAUAAUUUCUUAUCAUUUUUGUUUCAGUUGUCCUCGUAUAAUUGUGUCUCAUUCAUAUCCCUACCAGUGGGAAUCGAACUGCAAGGGGACGGAGCUUGGCUAUCAGAUCACUGAUACUCCUAACCGUUGCCAUAGAGGUAAACAUUUAUGAGUAAGUGCAAGUAAUUUCAUCAGGAUUGCUGCAUAAUUGGCAAUGUAAGGUAUCAAAUUUUAAACAUCACCUAUUACCUUGCUUCUCCAACUUUGAAAUUAGCAGCUUUAACUAAAUAAUUUCUAAUGGUGAACACUUCAGGUAUUUGCACGUUUCCCCCAGGAGCUUUAUAUUGUGCGAUAAUCCAUUUUUUUCUCAUAUCCCAGUGUUCGAUAUGCACGACAACGGUGAAUGUGGUCACACUUGGUACUCUUCGAAAUAUGGUGAGCUCCAAUCUAUCGUUUUGUACUCAAUUAUCUUAAAUAGCUAUGCUCAUUCAUUUUUCCACAGUUACGAUGUUAAUGGUACAUCUCAGUUAUGUUUUUCAAUUUUUUGUAGAUAUUAUGGUUUUCUUAAUCCUAUAUGUCUCUUGUGUUAUGACGAUGUUUGGCUAUCAUAUUCACAAUGAUCAUGAGUAUGUCGUUGUCGUCAUUAUCAGUGAUAAUUAUUCCUUUUAUGGUGAUUGUUAUUUUAUAAUUCUCAUCAAACGUUUUGUUGCUUUAGGUACAAAUCGAGUGCUGUAUGGAUUCCCCUGUAGCAGUUUCAGUGGCAUUUACAGUAAUAAACAAGGUCUUCUUUUUGUAAAAUAG